Eupeodes corollae is the source of this 675-nucleotide messenger RNA. RefSeq names its product piggyBac transposable element-derived protein 4-like. The coding region runs from base 1 to 675 and encodes 224 amino acids. The record is from RefSeq and is a predicted model, not a curated record. The transcript has 3 exons. Lineage: Eukaryota; Metazoa; Arthropoda; Insecta; Diptera; Syrphidae.
AUGCGCAGAUGGUAUGACACAUCUGAAGAAGAGAUGUAUGCUUACAUGGCAAUAUUGUUAUACGCUGGUGCUGAAAAAGCCUACGGGGUGGAAGCGAAGGAUCUUUUCGAUCAAACCAAUAUGCCAUUCUACCGCGCAGUGAUGUCUUUAGAAAGAUUCGAACAAAUACGACGUUUUAUUCGUUUUGAUGACGGAAGAACUAGAGUGUUUCGUCUACAAACUGAUAAAAUGGCUGCGUUUAGGUAUAUUUGGAAUUUGUUUCAGGAGAACCUAGUUGAGUUCUACGAACCAUCAAAAGAGCUUACAGUUGAUGAACAAUUGGUCGGCUCAAGAGGAAGAUACCCUUUCAAAAUGUUUAUGCCAAACAAGCCUGGAAAAUAUGGAAUACAAAUUUUCUGGAUAGUCGACGCUGUAAACAGCUAUCCUCUUCAGGGUGAAAUUUAUGUUGGCCAGCAACCAUCUGAUAAUCGUGCCGAUGGUAUAACUCAUCGGCAUGUAAUGCGAUUAGCUAAAAGAUAUUUAGGCAAAGGUUAUAACAUAACAAUAGAUAACUAUUUUACAUCAGUACCAUUACUCUUGGAACUGAUGAGCAAAAACACAACAACAAUUGGUACUAUAAAGUCCAAUAAGAAGCAAUUGCCAAAGCAGUUUACACCUUCGGAUAAAAUUUUCUAG